Brenthis ino (lesser marbled fritillary) is the source of this 324-nucleotide messenger RNA. Lineage: Eukaryota; Metazoa; Arthropoda; Insecta; Lepidoptera; Nymphalidae. The record is from the annotation of a GenBank genome assembly.
AUGUUUCUUCUUCACUACUUACUACUAAUUGAAAUUUCUUACCAACUAUAUGUAUAUUCUGUGAACUGCCUCGGUGGUGUAGUGGCUAGCAUGUACGGCUGCACACUCGGAGGUCCUGGGUUCGAGUGCCGGGUCGGGCCAAGUUUAGUAACAGCCCAGAGUUGGGAAGUUGGCGGUGUUUCACCCCCGUGCCUCGGAGAGCACGUAAAGCCGUCGGUCCUGCGCCUUAACUCUCACUGGUCGUGUCGAACAGUCGUCCUACCAGAGUAUGAGAGUGACAGGAAUAGAGAGUGCACUUGUGUCUGCGCGUACACUUGUGCACUA